Hibiscus syriacus is the source of this 1005-nucleotide messenger RNA. RefSeq lists its product as uncharacterized. NCBI's taxonomy places the organism in Eukaryota, Viridiplantae, Streptophyta, Magnoliopsida, Malvales, Malvaceae. Bases 1 to 1005 code for a protein of 334 amino acids. The transcript has 2 exons. The record is from RefSeq and is a predicted model, not a curated record.
AUGAUAAAUGCAAUAAGAAAGGCAUAUGAAGGUUAUAAAGCGCCAUCUAGCGAGAAAGCAAGAACCGUUCUACUAGAUGAAUGUGUUAGAGAUAUGGAGAAGGACCUAACACCAUUUAAAGAUACAUGGCACUCACAAGGUCUUUCUAUUAUAUCUGAUGGGUUGACAAACAUCAAACAAAAACCCUUAAUCAAUGUUCUUGCUAUGAACAAUCGUGGUUUUAUGUUCAUGUAUGCCAAAGAUUUUUAUGGGGUGGAGAAAACUGGAAAAGCAAUUGUUGAAUUUUUUAUCCAAGCAAUUGAAUCUAUCGGCCCAAGUAAUGUUCUCAGUGUCAUCACAACGCAACCAAUUGCAAACUUGCGGGAAAGGAAAUCGAAAAGAGAUAAUUCUAAGUUAGAGCUACUAAAGAUUGCAAAAAUCCAUUUUGCCUCUCACUACAUUUUGUUGAAGAGGUUAAACACUUGUAGAGAGGCCCUUUCAACAACAAUUGCUCUAAAUUCAUGGAGAGAUUGGGCAAAAAAAGGCGAUGAACAUACUAGAACUAUUGCACAGCUUGUUGUGUACACUAUCAGAGAUGAUGAUUUUUGGAACGAAGUUGAAAACAUUCUAAAAAUCACAAAGCCUAUUUUCUUGAUGGUGAAGUUUUGCGAUGGUGAAGGCCCAAAAAUGGGCAAAAUAUAUGACAAGAAGGAUAAUAUGAUUAAAGAAAUCAAAGACUUGAUGAAGGAAAGUAUAAAUGCAUCUUAUUUCCCUCAAGUAGAACAAAUUCUAUUGAAAAGAUGGGAGAAAAUGAACAUACCUUUGCAUUGUUUGGGAUUUGCUUUAAGUCCUAGAUUUUAUGACACACGUUUUCUUGAAACGUUAGCACCGGGUGGCAUACGAAAAAAAGCACCUAACCUUGAUAAAGAGGUUGUACAAGGUGUCAUGGAAGCUUUUAGUCGCAUUGCUGAAAAUAGAGACGAGGAACGGAUGUUACGAGAACAAUUUGCCACGUUUUACAUGUAA